AUGCCCUCCAAGUCGGAUGUAUCCUUGGCAUCUUCGACGACCGAUUACGACCACAAUAACCCUUCCAAUUAUCACAGAAAGGGUGCAAAGCCAAAGCCUUUCACGAUCCUGGGCCGCACAAGAUCUAUACGCGACAAGGACAGCCCCAGCCCAAAGGAGGUGGCUGCGCCGAAAGUCGCAGAACCCGAACGGGCAAACACUUUUGCUCCUCUGAAGACUGCACCCGUUCCUCACGACCGGUCAUUCAGGGACAUGAUGUCCUCAGCCGCACGCAACCACUCGGCUGAUCGAGCCCAGCCACGAGACAUGUCGGGCACGAGAGGUGGCCACAACGAGAAGGAGUACAGUAGGACUCAGCCGUCAUCAUACAAGGAGAACAACGGACCAUCCUUCUUCAGCGGUCUCAAGUCAUCAAGGGCAGCAGACAUGAUCAGUAAGGGCUUGUUUGGCAAAGGAACUAGAAGUGGGAGUACCACGGAAAGAGAGCCCGUGAUUGAUGACGAACAUUAUCAGUUGAAGGUCAUCAAUCUGCCCCUUGUUGAGCAGACUCGCCUUACUAGGAUAUCAAAGCGCUUGGAAGACUCUCGCGACAAGACCGAGUUUUGGAUGCCUGCCUUCCCGUGGAGAGCCAUCGAUUACCUCAAUUACAAAGGCUGCGAUGUCGAAGGCUUGUAUCGUGUCCCAGGAAGUGGCCCACAAAUAAAAAAAUGGCAACGGAAGUUCGAUGAGCGUGAGCAAUAUCCCUACCAGACUUUUCUUUUUUCUUUUUUCGAGACUUAUGCUGACGUGCUCGCAGAAUAUGACGUGGAUCUCUUCAGCCAGGAUGACCUCUAUGAUAUCAACAUUAUUGGCUCCAUGUUGAAAGCUUGGCUCCGAGAACUGCCCGACGAGCUCUUCCCGAAGGAGGCCCAGGAGCGCAUUGCGAGAGAAUGUGCUGGCUCUGAGACCGUCCCGCAGAUGCUCGUCGAUGAGCUGUCAAACCUGUCCCCCUUCAACUACUACCUCCUCUUUGCGAUCACUUGCCACUUGAGCCUUCUACUUGCGCAUUCUGACAAGAAUAAGAUGGACUUCCGAAAUCUUUGCAUCUGUUUCCAGCCUUGCAUGAAGAUUGAUGCCUUCUCCUUCAAGUUCUUGGUCUGUGACUGGAGAGACUGCUGGAAGGGCUGCAAGCACGAAGCCAAGUUUAUAGAGGAGGAAUACAUGCUGUUUGACCAACCUCCCCCGAGGGGCCUGGGAGAUCCUCGGAGACAGCAGCAGGAAGAGGCCAUUGAUGAUCGCAAUGUAUCCUCCUCGGACAGUAGCAAGCAGUCAACGCAUCAGACCUCUGAUCACAAAGCGAGACUCAAGAAGAAGAACGGUCCCGAGAACGGCAGCGUUGUUUCGAAUAAUUCGACCAUCUCUACUACACUUACGAUCAACAGUGGCCAAGAGACGCCUCCAAGAAGAUCAGGCGAUCUCCGCCCACUGUCACCAAUUAAACCGCUUUCACCCUUGGGUUUCUAA
Phaeoacremonium minimum UCRPA7 is the source of this 1503-nucleotide messenger RNA. RefSeq lists its product as hypothetical. The record is from RefSeq and is a predicted model, not a curated record. Bases 1 to 1503 code for a protein of 500 amino acids. The transcript has a single exon. Lineage: Eukaryota; Fungi; Ascomycota; Sordariomycetes; Togniniales; Togniniaceae. Gene Ontology annotation, cellular component: cytoplasm. Gene Ontology annotation, biological process: regulation of GTPase activity; signal transduction.